AUGGCCGCCAUAGACCCUCCCUCUGCCCCCAACCCCGCCGGCGAUGCAGGCGUCCUUCCCGAGUUUCGCAGCCUUAGCCUCCAAGAUGCUCCUUCUCCCCCAGCAGACGAGAACGAGCUCGACGUCAUGACCAUGGAACGAGAGACGGCCAUGAAGCUCGUGCAGCGUGCAGUGCUGGCUCUGGCGAAUGCCACCGGCGAUGUGCCUGCCACACCACCUUUAUCGCGGCCCGCGACGCCGAGCAGUAGCAGGGAGAACUUGCCGGCAUUGAUGCGUGGACACCGCCGAACAGCUUCGCGACCAGCGACCCCUAUUCCGGCCGACCGGGAACCGCACCAGAGGGUGGAGCUGGAUCCAGCAGAGGCAAGCCAUGACGAGCCCACCAUCACCGAGGGAGAUAUUGGCUAUGGUGCUCAGCCAGAGCACAUUCAGCGAGCCAACAUGGCCAGGAAGUUCUUCUCCAAGACGGUGCCCAGGAUCAGCCUAGAGGACUACAUGAACCGGAUCCAACAGUACUGCCCUCUUUCCACUGGGGUUUGGUUGGCUGCAGGGUCGUAUAUCCUGCGAUUGUGCGUCCUGGACAAGGCUGUGCCGCUCACGCACAGGACCAUGCAUCGUCUCGUCCUCGCGGCGCUUGUGACGGCGAUGAAAGCUCUCGAAGACCAUCGUUGGCCCCAGGCACGCUUUGCAGGUGUAGGGGGCGUGGAUCAGCAUGCCCUCAGCCGGCUGGAGCUGUGUGUCGAGUUUCUGCUCUCGUUUGAUCUCCAAAUCUUCUCCCCGCAACAGAUGACGGGGAAUACGAUUGCCCUGCAAAAGGCUGCGCAAGCGGCGACCAUGUCGGCCAAGCUCCCUUCUUCAUUCAACCUGCGGAUAUCCAACCCCAAGUAUCGACAGUGA
This is a messenger RNA of Westerdykella ornata, 897 nucleotides long. RefSeq lists its product as uncharacterized. Bases 1 to 897 code for a protein of 298 amino acids. Lineage: Eukaryota; Fungi; Ascomycota; Dothideomycetes; Pleosporales; Sporormiaceae. The transcript has a single exon. The record is from RefSeq and is a predicted model, not a curated record. Gene Ontology annotation, biological process: regulation of cyclin-dependent protein serine/threonine kinase activity. Gene Ontology annotation, cellular component: nucleus; cyclin-dependent protein kinase holoenzyme complex. Gene Ontology annotation, molecular function: protein kinase binding; cyclin-dependent protein serine/threonine kinase regulator activity.